This is a messenger RNA of Coregonus sp. 'balchen', 6820 nucleotides long. Lineage: Eukaryota; Metazoa; Chordata; Actinopteri; Salmoniformes; Salmonidae. The record is from the annotation of a GenBank genome assembly.
AUGUCAGGUGAGGAGGGGUCUUUGGUCAAGUGAUGAUGUCCACGCAUGAUGAUUCUGCCAGUGUUCAUCACUGGGAAAAGGAGACGACUUGCAUCAACAAGGUAUUCCAUCUUUCAAUCAGACUGCAAUAACACAUUGAAAGCACUCACUAACUGUAAGUCGCUCUGGAUAAGAGCGCCUGCUAAAUGACUAAAAUGUAAAUGUAAAGUGGCAUAGCUAUGUGUUAUGUUAUUUCUGAUGUCCACAUCAUUGUUAGUAACUAAAUUAACACACGACAGUGUCUAUUGCCCACUUUCUAGCUGUCGAGUCAAUACUUUUUGUUUAGGUAAUUUUUGAGAAGUCUGGUAGUGUCGUCCUGGAGGUAUCAAACCAUAAUCAUUAUGAAUGUUUUCACCUGUAACCAGUAACAACUUUGUAUUUCAGUCCUUGCCUCAUUCCCACUGUGUCAGCUGACAGAAGAAGACCUGACCCAGAAUCCUCUAUUCUGCAAACUCCUGGCAACGCUGUCACAGCAUGUGGACCUCACUGGCCUUACUGUCACAAUGAAGAGAGAGCUGGAGAAGGUACAACACACAGACACACAACUUAUCAUCAAUAAGUGCUCCAAACCUUAGUAUCUCAAGACAUAUUGUAAGAAUUAAACAAGUGCUUGGCUCAGGCUCACAUUUAAACAUGCUGGUACAUCUAAGAGUAUUAAAUUGUCCCUCUCAUAAUAAUACAAUUGCAGUUCUACUACUGUGAGAAAUUAGACUGUUGUGUUAUUACACUGUACUGGAGCUGUUGUCAUUUGAGCUGCCACGGAGUCGUUGUUUCUAUUUAAGACCAUGUUUUAGACUUAGGACUACUCUGUGUGAGGGUGCAUGUUAUGUGAAUGGCUUUAAAUGGCUGAGAUUAUGUUGUUUAAAUCCAGGCUGAGAGGGACCUGCAGACACAGAGGCUUAGCUGGCUGCGCUCAGAGAGCAUGUACAGGCUACUGCAGGAGAUGAUCCAGGAGAACUGUGUCAGAAAGCAUCACUCCACUGUAGCCCCAGAGGAUGACACGGUACAAUACAGAACAAUACUCAUUGCUCAAUGGACUCUACUAUACAGAACUCUAGUCUGCUCUGUUCUUGUUGCGUGUCUUGCAGAGCAGCACACAGUACACUUACUGUAGUAGUAUGAUCCCUUCUUUAGCUAAAACCCAUUAAUGCAAAAUUAUAUAUAUAUACUGUAGGUGUAGAUAUAACUAAGUAGUUCAUUAUUUAUGUAGUUUAAACACCCAGUGUGAAUUUGAUUUCCGAAAUGUUACUUUUGUUGAAAUUGAUCCUUCAAGGUACUGUAUAAUCUUAGAAUAAACCUAAUUCUGGUUUUCCCCUGGUAGUUCUAUAAGACUGUGGAGCAGUGUCUGGUGGUGGCCCAGUGUGUCAGGCAGCUGGACCCUAGUGCCACCACCAGCCAAGACCAACCCCCUGUUCUAGGACUGAGUGCCCAACAGGUGCUCGAGCUGAUGCCACAAGAGCAGGUAGGUACUCUUUGUCCGUGAGGCUGAUACUUAAACUCUAUUAAUAAUUAUUUGUUAUAUUUUUUAUAGCUCUUUCAUAGAAUCUCAAAGCGCUUCAAGAGCAAGCAACAAACAAGCAAUAUAUCAUGAAAGGUCAACCUAUAGAGGCCAAGUCUUUGAAAGCUGCAUCCUCCGAAGAUGGAGAGGGACAGUUAAUGGCUAGAGCAGAGAGAGCUAGUGCUUUUCCUAUUUAGGUACACUAUCACACACAUGCUGCUUCUCUACAUCUUUGGUAACUGCUCCCACUCACAGACUAAAUAUGUUUUAUGAACUAUUUUCUUGGACUUAUUCAUGUUUCUCUAAACAGGAUGUGUGGAAAAUGAAACAGCGACUGCCUAGAGAACUAGAAAAGCAUCUAAAGAAGAAAUGUUUCAUCAUCCUCUCCUACUAUCAGCCUGAAUGGGGUAAAGAGACACCAGAUUUUUACCAAAACGUAGAUAUGUAGCUUAUAUACACUGCUCAAAAAAAUAAAGGGAACACUAAAAUAACACAUCCUAGAUCUGAAUGAAUGAAAUAAUCUUAUUAAAUACUUUUUUCUUUACAUAGUUAAAUGUGCUGACAACAAAAUCACACAAAAAAUAUUGGAUUUGGAGUCACCCUCAAAAUUAAAGUGGAAAACCACACUACAGGCUGAUCCAACUUUGAUGUAAUGUCCUUAAAACAAGUCAAAAUGAGGCUCAGUAGUGUGUGUGGCCUCCACGUGCCUGUAUGACCUCCCUACAACGCCUGGGCAUGCUCCUGAUGAGGUGGCGGAUGGUCUCCUGAGAGAUCUCCUCCCAGACCUGGACUAAAGCAUCCGCCAACUCCUGGACAGUCUGUGGUGCAACGUGGCGUUGGUGGAUGGAGCGAGACAUGAUGUCCCAGAUGUGCUCAAUUGGAUUCAGGUCUGGGGAACGGGCGGGCCAGUCCAUAGCAUCAAUGCCUUCCUCUUGCAGGAACUGCUGACACACUCCAGCCACAUGAGGUCUAGCAUUGUCUUGCAUUAGGAGGAACCCAGGGUCAACCGCACCAGCAUAUGGUCUCACAAGGGGUCUGAGGAUCUCAUCUCGGUACCUAAUGGCAGUCAGGCUACCUCUGGCGAGCACAUGGUGGCCCCCCAAAGAAAUGCCACCCCACACCAUGACUGACCCACCGCCAAACCGGUCAUGCUGGAGGAUGUUGCAGGCAGCAGAACGUUCUCCACGGCGUCUCCAGACUCUGUCACGUCUGUCACAUGUGCUCAGUGUGAACCUGCUUUCAUCUGUGAAGAGCACAGGGCGCCAGUGGCGAAUUUGCCAAUCUUGGUGUUCUCUGGCAAAUGCCAAACGUCCUGCACGGUGUUGGGCUGUAAGCACAACCCCCACCUGUGGACGUCGGGCCCUCAUACCACCCUCAUGGAGUCUGUUUCUGACCGUUUGCGCAGACACAUGCACAUUUGUGGCCUGCUGGAGGUCAUUUUGCAGGGCUCUGGCAGUGCUCCUCCUGCUCCUCCUUGCACAAAGGCGGAGGUAGCAGUCCUGCUGCUGGGUUGUUGCCCUCCUACGGCCUCCUCCACGUCUCCUGAUGUACUGGCAUGUCUCCUGGUAGCGCCUCCAUGCUCUGGACACUACGCUGACCGACACAGCAAACCUUCUUGCCACAGCUCGCAUUGAUGUGCCAUCCUGGAUGAGCUGCACUACCUGAGCCACUUGUGUGGGUUGUAGACUCCGUCUCAUGCUACCACUAGAGUGAAAGCACCGGCAGCAUUCAAAAGUGACCAAAACAUCAGCCAGGAAGCAUAGGAACUGAGAAGUGGUCUGUGGUCACCACCUGCAAAACCAGUCCUUUAUUGGGGGUGUCUUGCUAAUUGCCUAUAAUUUCCACCUGUUGUCUAUUCCAUUUGCACAACAGCAUGUGACAUGUAUUGUCAAUCAGUGUUGCUUCCUAAGUGGACAGUUUGAUUUCACAGAAGUGUGAUUGACUUGGAGUUACAUUGUGUUGUUUAAGUGUUCCCUUUAUUUUUUUGAGCAGUGUAUAUAGGAUCUUACUUCUGACUGUGUGUGUCUUACUAUGUAAUGGACACUGACAGUCAGCAAAUGUGGUAGUAUUUAUUUAGCUUUAUGGCAUAAUGUGGCAGUAUUUGGCUUUAUGGCAUAGCAGCUCACCUGUAUGUGUGUGAAUGGUGAAACAUACCACUCCUUUCUUUCUUGGGCAGAGAACGAAAGUGAAGGGCUGAAGAACAUGAAGCUGUCUCGCUUGUCUGGCCUCCUGGAGAGCGAAAGGAAAAGAGCAGAGAGUCUGAAGGAGAAGAGCCGUGAGAGUGCCGCCCUGCUGCAAAGGCAGACUCACUGCUACCUCUCUGUAAGAGACUCGCACCACAUGGUUUGAUGUAUUACUCUAACAUGUUGCGAUCUUCACUCACGAUCGACGUGUUCUCUCUCCAGGAGCUGUUAGGGUGCAUCCAGAUUCUCCAGUCCCUGAUCCUGGACCACAGGCUGAAAGCCCAGAAAGAGCUGGACAGGAAAAAGAUUGAGUACUUUGAGGCCAAAUGUGAGAUCAUAAUGCAGAAGAUCAGGUGCGAUAGUCCCCCCUGUGUUCACACCUACUGUACACUGGGAUCCUUCAAAUGCAAUUCACUGUGUUAGGAAUCAGUAAUGUUCAGUUUUCGUGACUAUUUUACGUCUCCUUAACUAUGUCUUUUCACAACAGAGCUGAGAUGUUGGAAAUUCAGCUGGAUACCUACACAGCAGACACAAUAUCUGCCCAUAAAAAAAUAAGGUGAGUCAAAUGCUUUAGCUGCCCAUCAACUCAAGACGUCAUUACCAUAUCAACCACUGGGGGGGGGGGGGAUCUCAACACCAGAGGGGUAUACUACAAAGUAGGAUCAAGGAGUUAGCUAGCUAACUUGCCUUAAUAUUCUGAAAUAAUUGUUUAUAUUUUAGAAAGAUAGACCAUGGCCCUUUCAAGGUUAACUGGCUCAACCACCAAAAACACAUAUCUUGGUUUAGCGUUCUUAAUGAACCAUACAAUCAAUGAUUAUUUCUGGUUGUUUAUCAAUUGUAGCUCAAUUGGUAGAGUAUGGCGCUUGUAACGCCAGGGUAGUGGGUUCGAUCCCCGGGACCACCCAUACGUAAAAAUGUAUGCGUCUGCUAAAUGGCAUAUUAUAUUAUUAUUAUUAUUAUUAUAAAGUUAACCGGCUAAUUCAUUGAUCUUUCUUUGUAGUAUAACCCUCUACUCUUAUCAGUCACUUAUGUUGUUUUUCACAGCUAUUUUCAGCUAGUCUUUAGAUGGCCAUGCUUGAACAGAUCAAGUGGAAAUAUAAGCCUAAUCAGAACUGAUAAACAUAUAUAUGCUAUUAGUUCUCAAUAGAAUCAAUCAAAUUUGUGUUAAGAAAGUGCCAUACUUCUGUCCAUUCUAGCAUGGCCAUAUAUACUGAACAAAAUACAAACGCAGGUCCCAUGUUUAAUGAGUUGAAAUAAAAUAUCCUAUGAAUGUUCCAUACUCAAAAAGCUUGUUAGCCCGUUAGUGAGCAUUUCUCCUUUGCCAAGAUAAUCCAUCCACCUGACAAGUGUGGCAUAUCAAGAUGCUUAUUAAACAGCAUGAUCAUUAUACAGGUGCACCUUGUGCUGGGGACAAUGAAAGGCCACUCUAAAAUGUGCAGUUUUGUCACACAACACAAUGCCACAGAUGUCUCAAGUUUUGAGGGCGCGUGCAAUUGGCAUGUUCACUGCAGGAAUGUCCACCAGAGCUGUUGCCAGAUAAUUUAAUGUUCAUUUCUCAACCAGAAGCCGCCUCCAACGUAGUUUUAGAGAAUUUGGCAGUAUGUCCAACCAGCUUCACGACCGCAGACCACGUGUAACCAUGCCAGCCCAGGACCUCCACAUCCGGCUUCUUCACCUGCGGGAUCGUCUGAGACCAUCCACCCGGACAGCUGAUGAAACUGUAGGUUUACAUAACCAAGAAUUUCUGCACAAACUGUCAGAAACCGUCUCAGGGAAGCUCAUCCGCAUGCUCGUCGUCCUCACCAGGGUCUUGACCUGACUGCAGUUCGGCGCCGUAACCGACUUCAGUGGACAAAAUGCUUACCUUCGAUGACCACUGGCAUGCUGGAGAAGUGUGCUAUUCACGGAUGAAUCCCGUUUUCAACUGUACUGGGCAGAUGGCAGCCAGUGUGUAUGGCGUUGUGUGGGUGAGUGGUUUGCUAAUGUCAAUGUUGUGAACAGAGUGCCCCAUGGUGGCGGUGGGGUUAUCGUAUGGGCAGGCAUAAGCUACAGACAACAAACACAAUUGCAUUUUAUCUACGGCAAUUUGAAUGCACAGAGAGACCGUGACGAGAUCCUGAGGCCCAUUGUCGUGCCAUUCAUCUGCCGCCAUCACCUCAUGUUUCAGCAUGAUAAUGCACUGCCCCAUGUCGCAAGGAUCUGUACAUAGUUCCUGGAAGCUGAAAAUGUCCCAGUUCUUUCAUGGCCUGCAUACUCACCAGACAUGUCACCCAUUCAGAAUGUUUGGGAUGCUUUAGAUGGAUGUGUACGACAGUGUGUUCGAGUUCCCGCCAAUAUCCAGCAACUUCACACAAUCAAUCAUCAAUCAUUUUUUCCCACCAGAUAUUGACUGAUUUUCUGAUCCACGCCCAAACUUUUUUUAAAGGUAUCUGUGACCAACAACUGUAUUCCCAGUCACGUGAAAUCCAUAGAUUGGGGCCUAAAUUAAUUUAUUUCAAUUGACUGAUUUCCUUGUAUGAACUGUAAAUCUUUGAAAUUGUUGCGUUUUAUAUUUUUGUUCAGUGUAGUUACACCUGCCUCUCGCACUCAAUACUUGUUCUUGUUUGUCUUCAUUGCAGGGAGAAGCUAGAAAUACAGCUGAACGCCUCCCAGUUAGAGAAGCAGUCUGUGGAGUGCAAACUGUCGUCCUUUGAGAUAUUUGGCAAGGAAUUUGAGGCUCUAGCCGAGGAAUAUUCCAGACUGCGUCAGGAGAUUGACACCAAGACUUGGGCUCUGAAGGAAUUCUCUCAGCACACGGACUAACUUGGAAUUGAUGUCAGACUGUUCUGUUUUAGAAAAACACAGUGAAGAGUCUUGUCCAGAUGUUUUCAAGCGAAUUCUCUUAACACUUUUGUUGACUAGCUAAUUCCAGUGUAUAUAAAAUGUAUGAUUAGCCGGUGUUGUCUUGAUUGUUGUUCAUUGUAAUAAUCCCACCCUGAUAUGACAUAACAGUACAUUCAGAAUCCUACAUUUUCAUGUAAUUGUUGGCAUUUCUUGCCUAAAUUUGCCCACUUUGAUGAAAGAUGGAGAUGAAUUGGUCUUUCUGCCCAUCAUUUCAUUU